AUGGAGCGUCACAAUAAACAUUCGGUCGGCGACACAACCCUCCAUACGUGUCAUCCUUGCCGGCGGACCAUUCCAUACAGAAUCUAUGCCCUAGUGCAUACGUGUGGCAUCAUAGCCCUCAUGUACCAUCACGUACACUCACUUCUCACAUCAAACACUCCUCUUAUAACAUGUCUUUUUCUUCUGUCCGAUAUCGUUCUCGCCAUCCUGUGGGCAACUACAACAUCCCUCAGGUUAAAACCGGUUCGCCGGACCGAGUAUCCUGAAAAUUAUGCAGUUAAACCGGAGGACUUCCCGAAGCUGGACGUGUUCAUAUGCACGGCUGAUCCAUACAAAGAGCCUCCCAUCAUGGUGGCCAACACCGCCUUAUCCGUGAUGGCAUACGAUUAUCCCUCCGAUAAGAUCUCAGUCUACGUAUCGGACGAUGGAGGAUCCUCGUUAACUUUGUUUGCUCUUAUGGAGGCUGCUGAGUUCUCUAAGCAUUGGUUGCCCUUUUGCAAGCGAAAUAAUAUUCAAGAUCGUUCCCCUGAAGUUUAUUUCUCAUCUAGUUCACAUUCUUGGACUAAGGAAGCCGAAAGUAUUAAGACGAUGUAUGAAAAUAUGAAGAAGAGAGUAGAACAUGUGGUGGAUAGUGGCAAAGUUGAUUCUGACCAGUCCAUAAAAUCAGAUCAAUUUCGUGGAGUCUUCGAUUUGUGGGAUCACAAAUUCACUCCUCAUGACCAUCCUACUAUUAUUAAGGUACUACAACAUAACGAAACGGAGAUAAUACCAAACCUAGUCUAUGUAUCAAGAGAGAAGAGUAGAGUGUCACCGCAUCAUUAUAAAGCCGGUGCUCUUAAUACUUUGUUACGAGUAUCUUCAUUGAUGACAAACUCACCAAUAAUUCUAACACUAGACUGUGACAUGUACUCAAACAAUCCUACAACACCACUUCAUGCUCUAUGUUAUCUGUCAGACCCUACAAUCAAUUUUGGUUUAGGAUUUGUGCAAUUUCCUCAAAGAUUUAAAGGAAUAAAUAAAAAUGACAUUUAUGGAUCCGAGCUCAGACGCCCAUUUGACAUCAACAUGGUUGGGUAUGAUGGACUUAUGGGCCCUGUUCAUGUGGGAACCGGGUGUUUCUUCAACCGACGGGCAUUUUAUGGACCCCCGACCAGUUUGGUUAUGCCAGAGAUAGAUGAACUUGGACCAAAUUGGAUUCCUAAUAAACCCAUUAUGGCCCAAGAUGUUUUGGCACUGGCACACGAUGCAGCAGGAUGCAACUACGAGCGCCACACCAAUUGGGGAUCGAAGAUAGGGUUCAGAUACGGGUCAUUAGUAGAAGACUACUACACAGGAUUUAUGCUCCAUUGUGAAGGAUGGAGAUCAAUUUAUUGCAGCCCCAAAAAAGCUGCAUUUUAUGGAGAUUCUCCGAAAUGUCUUGCUGAUGUACUAGUCCAGCAAUUGCGAUGGUCUGUUGGUCUUCUUGAAGUAACCUUUUCGAGGUAUAACCCAAUCACCUAUGGAUUCAAGCCAUUGGGCUUGUUGAUGAGCUUAGGCUAUUGCCACUAUGCAUUUUGGCCAUUUUGGUCAAUUCCUCUCACCGUCUAUGGACUCUUACCCCAACUUGGCCUCAUUUAUGGAGUUAGCGUCUUACCCAAGGCAUCGGAACCUUGGAUUUGGCUUAACAUAAUCUUGUUUUUUGGUGGUUACGCGGUAGAUCUAUCAGACUUUUUAUUAGAAGGAGGAACUUAUCGGAAAUGGUGGAAUGAUCAAAGAAUGUGGAUGAUAAAAGGGCUCUCUUCUUUCUUCUUCAGUUUUACAGAGUUCACUCUCAAAACCUUAAACCUCUCCACUCAAGGAUUCAACGUCACCAGUAAAGCCAACGACGAUAAUAAACGAUUGAAGCGGUAUGAGCAAGAGAUUUUUGAUUUUGGCCCUUCUUUCUUGUUCUUUCCCAUGACUAUUGUAGCAAUAGUGAAUCUCAUUGCUUUGAUGUGGGGGAUCAGUAAUCUUUUCACUUGGGAAGAAGUACCCGUCCUUGAACUGAUGCUGGCGGGUUUCGCGGUAGUGAAUUGCUUACCGGUAUACGAGGCUAUGAUGUUGAGGAAAGAUGACGGAAAACUACCAAAAAGGACUUGUUUCUUAGCUGGGAUCCUCGCAUUUGUUCUUAUACCGUCAGGUUUCUUCUUCCUCAAGUAGCUUCAACUACCUAACUUCGCCUGUUAGGGUUAAAUAUACAACAAUAAUACAUCUUGCUCAAGAGUGAGUAGUGUGAUGAAUCUGUGUAACCAAUAUAUAUAUAAUGGUGAUGGAAUACAUUUUGGUAUCUUGAAUCAGCAAAAUUAAGAUUUACAUUUUCUA
Messenger RNA from Capsella rubella, 2340 nucleotides. Its product is annotated as cellulose synthase-like protein G2. Gene Ontology annotation, biological process: plant-type primary cell wall biogenesis; cellulose biosynthetic process. Gene Ontology annotation, molecular function: mannan synthase activity; cellulose synthase (UDP-forming) activity. The transcript is spliced from 5 exons. The record is from RefSeq and is a predicted model, not a curated record. Gene Ontology annotation, cellular component: trans-Golgi network; plasma membrane. Lineage: Eukaryota; Viridiplantae; Streptophyta; Magnoliopsida; Brassicales; Brassicaceae. Bases 1 to 2178 code for a protein of 725 amino acids.